Solenopsis invicta (red fire ant) is the source of this 1200-nucleotide messenger RNA. RefSeq lists its product as uncharacterized. Gene Ontology annotation, molecular function: nucleic acid binding. NCBI's taxonomy places the organism in Eukaryota, Metazoa, Arthropoda, Insecta, Hymenoptera, Formicidae. Bases 1 to 1200 code for a protein of 399 amino acids. The record is from RefSeq and is a predicted model, not a curated record. Gene Ontology annotation, biological process: DNA integration. The transcript has a single exon.
AUGUCAUUAGAUCAAAAGCAUCCCAUUCUGUUACCCCCGAAAAGUAGGUUCACUAGAUUGCUAUUCGAGCGCGAACAUCGUAGAUUACUACACGCAGGCCCACAGGCAUUAUUAUACUCGAUUCGCCGGCGAUAUUGGACGGUUGGAGGGAAGAAUGUCGCGAGAAGAGUCGUUCAUAAUUGCGUGAUCUGUUUUCGUAACAAACCGAGAGCAUUAUCACAAUUAAUGGGGCGACUACCCGCAGAUCGCGUGACUUCAAGGCGCCCAUUUUUUGUUACCGGCGUGGACUUUGCCGGACCAAUUACAACGUUGGUCAAUCGGGGCCGCGGCAGAAAAACUAACAAAUCUUAUAUUUCAUUAUUUAUUUGCUUUGCUACGAAAGCAAUACAUCUGGAGGCCGUUAGCGACUUGAGCGCGUCUUCAUUUAUUGCUGCAUUGAGACGCUUCAUCGGGCGUCGAGGCUGUCGGCAGCGCAUCUAUAGUGAUAAUGCGACCAAUUUCGUGGGUGCUAAAAAUGAAAUCUAUGACAUCCAAAGACUCAUCCAAGAACAAUUUCAGAAAUUAAAUGAUGAAGUUUGUGUAUCCAACAAUAUAGAAUGGAAAUUCAUUCCCCCGUCAUCUCCCCAUGUGGGAGGAAUUUGGGAAGCCGGUGUAAAAUCAUGCAAGUUCCAUUUGAGGCGAAUCAUCGGUGAGACGUUGUUGACUUUCGAAGAGUUGAACACGGCUUUGAUUCAGAUCGAGGCGUGUUUAAAUUCGCGGCCGAUUUGUCAAUCGCCUUCCACUCCUGUUGAUUUGCAGCCGCUUACACCGGGGCACUUUCUUAUUGGAGAGCCUCUGACGGAGCUGGCGGAUAUUGAUACGAGUGACGUACCAAUUAACCGCCUCGAUCGGUGGCAGUUGAUACAGAAAAUUAGGAGAGACUUUUGGAAUAGAUGGAGUCGAGAAUAUUUAACGUCAUUGCAGAGUAGGAGUAAAUGGAAAAUCGAGAAACCAAAUCUGAAAAUCGACGAUGUUGUAUUAAUUCAGGAUAACAAUGCGCCGCCGUUAAAAUGGAAAUUAGGAAAGGUUCUCGAAAUUCACGAAGGAAGUGAUCACAGGGUACGCGUUGUUACCUUGAAAACUGCAAACGGAACAUGCAAAAGAGCGAUUAACAAACUCUGUAAAUUACCAAUCGCUGACGACGAUAUAAUAGAAAAUUAA